Molecule: messenger RNA, 5270 nt
Organism: Hypanus sabinus (Atlantic stingray)
Lineage: Eukaryota; Metazoa; Chordata; Chondrichthyes; Myliobatiformes; Dasyatidae
Product: C-Jun-amino-terminal kinase-interacting protein 4-like
Exons: 30
Coding region: 202-4170 (1322 amino acids)
Biological process (GO): vesicle-mediated transport
Cellular component (GO): cytoplasm
Molecular function (GO): signaling receptor complex adaptor activity; JUN kinase binding; kinesin binding
Source: RefSeq, a predicted model, not a curated record
GGCCCGCCGCGCCUGUGGCCUCGAGCCGAGUGCGGCGUCAACACAGGACGGGAGAUCGGCGAGGCCCUGGAGCGCGGCGGCGGCGGCGGCGGCUGCAGAAACACCCGGAGCUGAGGGGGGAUUACACAGCUCUCCUCACGCUUUACUCGGGUGUAAAUCAUUACUUUAACUUUCUUCUCACAAAUCAAGAAAUUGUUUAAGAUGGAACUAGACGAUGGAGUGGUUUACCAGGACGACUCCAACACCAAUGUCAUGUCGGAGCGGGUAUCGGGCCUGGCGGCUAGUAUUUACCGCGAGUUCGAGCGCAUGAUCCGCAAAUACGACGAAGACGUGGUGAAGGAGCUGAUGCCACUGGUGGUGGGCGUGCUGGAGAACCUGGACGCGGUGUUCGCCGAAAACCAGGAGCAGGUGGUGGAGCUCGAGCUGCUCAAGGAGGACAACGAGCAGCUCAUCACGCAGUACGAGCGGGAGAAGGCCCUGCGCAAGCACGCCGAGGAGAAAUUCAUAGAGUUUGAGGAUUCUCAAGAACAGGAGAAGAAAGACCUCCAGAUUCGAGUGGAGGUGCUGGAGUCACAGACUCGGCAACUUGAACUCAAAGCAAAAAAUUAUGCAGAUCAGAUUGGCAGAUUGGAAGAGAGAGAGUCUGAACUCAAGAAAGAAUAUAAUGCACUUCAUCAAAGACAUACAGAGAUGAUCCACAAUUACAUGGAGCACUUAGAACGGACCAAACUUCACCAGUUGGGUGGGGUAGAUUUGCAAGAACCAGGAGUUCACAGCAAAGUUAGGAGGGAGCCACCACGUUCCUUGGGUCUUUUCCCGUUGCCUGGAGGGGAUGUUCUCACACCAGAUGCACAGAGGGAAGGAGCAGAGACACCUGGUACAGAAAACUGGAAAUUCAAUGACCUUAGCCAACCAAGGUCGAACACAAGCCUAAAAGAUGAACUCUCAGAUGCUAGCCAGGCAUCCAGCUUGGUACCAACAAAACCCAACACUCCCAUAUCUGCUCUGCCUGACUCUGCCAUGGGCGAUUCAACACCUCCAAGAAAGGAAAGCCUGGAGACCGAAGGACUAUUCAAAAACUUGAACCAAGCUAGUAGAAAACCAGAUAACAGGAAAAAUAUUGAUGUGCAAGUUCAGCAGGACACAAGAACGCUAGCAGUUGGCAUGACCGAAAAUGAAGAGAAAUCAGAGGUUCAAGCUAUCAUUGACUCAACACCUGAAUUGGAUAUGGAUCGUGAUUUUAGUGGCUACAAAGGAACAAGCACGCCAACCCAGGGAAUAGAAAACAAGGCAUUUGAUCGAAACACAGAAUCCAUUUUUGAUGAAUUGUCCCAAUCAGCUUCUGAGCUGAUUGGUGAUGUGGAUGAAGGGGCAAAUUUGCUGGGUAUGGGUCGAGAAGUUGAGAAUCUUAUUCAGGAAAAUACACAGCUGCUGGAGACCAAAAAUGCACUGAACGUGGUGAAGAAUGACCUAAUAGCGCAGGUUGAUGAGCUGACAUGUGAAAAGGAUGUUUUGCAGGGAGAAUUGGAAUCAGUCAGACAAGCCAAGUUGAAGCUGGAGGAGAAGAACAGAGACCUAGAAGAAGAGCUGAGGAAAGUACGUUUAGAGGCUGAAGAAGCAAAGAGCAGAGCUAAGGAGGAUUCUGAUGAGAGUGAUGUUCCCACUGCUCAGAGAAAGCGGUUCACACGUGUAGAGAUGGCCAGAGUCCUUAUGGAGCGUAACCAGUACAAGGAGCGUUUAAUGGAGUUGCAGGAAGCUGUACGGUGGACAGAGAUGAUUCGUGCCUCAAGGGAGAACCCAUCCAUUCAGGAGAAAAAGAAAUCUACCAUCUGGCAGUUUUUUAGCCGUUUAUUCAGUCCGUCUACUAAUACAGCCAAGAAACCUGUCGCACCAGUCAAUGUUAAGUACAAUGCACCAACCUCGCACGUCACCCCUGGAGCGUUUAAGAAGAGAAGUGAUGCUGUAUCUCAUUUACCCAUGUCAAAGGCAUUUGAUUUCCUUAAUGAAGAUGGCAAUGAGAGUACUUCAGCCGCACGCAGGGAGCAGAAGAGGGAACAGUAUCGCCAAGUGAAGGCCCAUGUGCAAAAAGAUGACGGUCGAAUUCAGGCUUGCGGCUGGAGUCUGCCUCCAAAAUUCAAACAGGUGACAAACGGUGGUACAUGUGACAAGAUGAAGAAUCUGCCCUUGCCAGUGUAUCUGCAGCCUUUGGACGACAAGGAUACCUUUAUGAAGUUGUGGUGUGCUGUUGGUGUAAACUUGUCAGGAGGAAAAACCCGUGAUGGAGGCUCAAUUUUUGGUGCUAGUGUGUUUUACAAUGAUGUGACAGGUUCAGAACCAGAAAGCAGUAAGCAGCAGAGAGGAUCUCAGAGCAGCCUGGACCGUCUGGAGCAAGAGCUUAAAGAACAGGAAAAGGAGCUAAGACAUCAAGAGGAGUUGUCCAGCUUGGUUUGGAUCUGUACAAGCACACAUUCCACUGGUAAAGUGGUGGUUAUAGAUGCUAACCAGCCCGGAAAAAUCCUUGAUAGUUUCUUUGUCUGCAACUCACACAUCCUUUGCCUUGCUAGUGUACCAGGUGCCCGAGAGACGGACUAUCCUGCUGGAGAAGAGGUUCCAGUCGACACCGAGGGAAGUCAAGCGGAAUGUAGCUCUUUAGCAGGGAGUGUUGCAAGUAAUAGUUCAGCUGGAAGCGACAAUCUUUUGGGAGGGAUCACGGUGGUUGGUUGUACUACAGAAGGGAGUACAGUUCCUCCCAGCAUACACACCCCUGCCAGCUCCUCACCAAUUCAAGGAGAGUCAGGGGAAGUUGGUGAUGUGUGUGUCAGUCCUGAUGAAAGCUUGCUGGCUGCAGAAGAGGCCACAGAAGCAACAGAAUCCAACCUAAACCUUCCUGUGUCAGAUGAUGAUUUAACUGAUGUCAGUCAGUCCGGAGCUUACACAGAGCAUGUUUUCACUGACCCUCUGGGAGUGCAGAGCUCUGACAGCACGCAGACCUACAACAGGCGGGAAUCUGAUUUGUAUAAGGAUGGAGUAUCUGCACUUCCAAUGGAGCAGGACCUGAUGCAUGAAGAAGCAGAAAAAAUGAGCAGUAUCUUGCCAACAAUGUGGCUUGGUGCACAGAGUGGUUGUUUGUAUGUCCAUUCCUGUGUUGCUCAGUGGAAGAAAUGUCUACACUCUAUUAAACUGAAGGACUCUAUUCUUAGUAUUGUACAUUUGAAAGGAAGAGUAUUAGUGGCGUUAGCGGAUGGGACAUUGGCGAUCUUUCAUAGAGGAGUAGAUGGACAGUGGGAUCUUACCAACUAUCACCUUCUGGACUUUGGGCGGCCUCAUCACUCAAUUCGCUGCAUGACUGUGGUGCAUGAUAAAGUAUGGUGUGGCUACAAGAAUAAAAUCUAUGUCGUUCAACCAAAAGCCAUGAAAAUUGAGAAAUCCUUUGAUGCCCACCCACGGAAGGAAAGCCAGGUGAGACAAUUGGCCUGGAUUGGAGAUGGGGUAUGGGUUUCAAUCCGUCUCGACUCUACCCUUCGUCUUUAUCACGUACAUACCUACCAGCACCUGCAAGAUGUAGACAUUGAACCAUACGUCAGCAAAAUGCUAGGAACUGGGAAACUUGGUUUCUCUUUCGUGCGGAUCACGGCUCUCAUGGUGUCCUGUAACCGCCUCUGGGUAGGCACUGGCAAUGGUGUCAUCAUCUCCAUCCCCCUCACAGAAACUGUAGUCCUCCACCAGGGACGGUUACUGGGUCUGAGGGCCAAUAAAGUGUCAGGGGGGUCUGGAAACCGUCCCGGAAAUGUCAUCCGUGUCUAUGGCGACGAAAACAGUGACAAGAUCACCCCUGGCACAUUUAUACCUUACUGCUCUAUGGCACAUGCUCAGCUGUGUUUCCAUGGACACCGAGAUGCUGUCAAGUUCUUUGUCGCAGUCCCAGGUGCACCGCUUCACGCCGAGCAUUCAUUUGAGAAAUUAGGAGCUGCUGCCUCUGAAGUAUCCAGCCAGUCAGCAGUGCCCACGGUGUUGGUGAUGAGUGGUGGAGAGGGUUACAUUGACUUCAGGAUGGGUGAUGAGAGUGAAGAGACUGAGGAGCUCAGGGAGACACUACAGGUGCAGCCAUCGCUGGCCAAAGCGGAGAGGAGUCAUCUAAUUGUGUGGAGGGUCACCUUCAACAGUGACUGAGACAACUCACUAGCACAGUGACUCAGACACAAGCCUUGCAUGUUGUUUUAUUUUGGUUUAUUUCAGUUUUAAUUUCUUCACCGCAAAGUGUUUGAGCAGUUCUUCACCAUGUCCCUGAGUUUGCAUGGUGAGGUUGAGAGCAAGAGGUAAACAUCUCUAAGCUCUCAUGUCCUUCUCAUGGGGUCUUCCUACUGUUGACAGACAGCGCUUGCUAAGCAUAGUCCUUUCAAAGACAUAGGCUGCCUUAGUGAAACAACUGGUGUUAGUUUCAAAGGGUUAUUAUGCUAACACUAUUCUAAAGAACUAAUUUGUAUUUGCAAUGGUUAUAAAGAAAGCUAUUUAUUUCUGUGUGGGUGUUAUCACUGUUACCAAAGGACGUUUACCCAGAGUAGCACUCAUGUCAGAGGACUGGUGGAGAGCCAGUCUUGUCUUAGAGAUCUGUGGUGUUUAGGGGGGUAUCAACCAAUUCAGCUCACGUCCAACUUUUAUAAUGCAAUUCAUUGUAGAAACUCUGGACAUUUAUGACAGGGAAAGUUAACAACCUGUGCCACACCUCAGAACCAUUUUAUACACAUGACUAAAAUGUCUUCUUUUCUCUAACAGAAGUGGAUUAAUUUUAUUGACUGUUUUGUUGAGAAAGAAACGUUUGCGUCUCUCCAAGCCUAUUUUAAAAAAUAUACAAAUUUUAUGGUCUGUAUUUUUUUUGUAAGUUUACUCUUUAGACACUUUAUCUUGUAUUUUAAUUGCUCUGUAAUUUGAAAACUGAAUGCUGCGGCGUUAAAUUGCUCUCUGUUGAAACCCAAGGCUUCAUCAUGGUGAGCUCAAUAGCUCACAUUGCAGUGUAGCCAAUUCAGUAUUUAUUACCUAUUAUUAAUGAACCUUUGGGGUUCAGAAUGUAACUUUGUACAAGAAAAAUAUAUAUAUGUAUAUCAAAGACGGCUGCUGUUUGCUUGGUUGUGUUUCUUUAGCUCUGAGCUAGUUUGCAUAGUGUGGGAUCUGUGUUAACACAUUGUCGACAUUGGAAUACUGAGGUUGGGAAUCGUGAGUAAAAAGGCACCGUAAUUUGCAUUGAUGGAAUAAAUCAAACUUUAUUUUUAUUC